This is a messenger RNA of Sesamum indicum (sesame), 6374 nucleotides long. Its product is annotated as embryo defective 3012. Lineage: Eukaryota; Viridiplantae; Streptophyta; Magnoliopsida; Lamiales; Pedaliaceae. The record is from RefSeq and is a predicted model, not a curated record.
CCUGACAUUAGUGGCACCGCCCAGCAUCAGUCAAGGACACGUGGCCCACUCCAAAUCCAUCUUUUGCAAUUUUACUUUCCCCCAAAAACCCUGCACAAAACCCUAAUCCUCCUGUUCCCAGUACUUCCCACUUGCCACUAAUAAUUUCGCUCUCUUCCCCCUUCUUCUUUCCUUUUUCAAAAAUCUUUCACUCCACAGCUCAUCACUCACUCUCCUUCCUCCUUAAUGAUCUCUCCUUCUCCACCAUUUUCACCUGAAAACUUAAGAUAUGUUUCGUUUAACUCUCUUCUUCACAUCUUCACUCCUUCUAAUGGCACUACACCACACUACCUCGCAUUUAGGCGUCGGUCCUCACAUCGCCGAUGUAAACAUACUCUUGCCUCCCAAAAUGACUCACCCUGUUGAGUAUAGACUUCAGGGCAGCGAUGGUUGCUUCAAAUGGUCAUGGGACCAUCAUGAUAUAUUAUCAGUGUUGCCGGAGUUUAAUUCGAGCAGCCAUUGCUCAAUGAGUGCGCGAUUGAAGUCCAUUGCUCCUUUUGGCGGCCGAAAGGAGACUGCUGUUUAUGCGACUGAUUUGAAUACUGGAAUGGUGAUUCGUUGCAAGGUUUAUAUAGAUAUGGUCUCUAGGAUCCAGAUAUUCCAUAACUCUGUCAAGCUUGAUCUUGAUGGUCUUGCUACUCUUCGCGUCCGUGCCUUUGAUAGUGAAGAAAAUGUUUUUUCCUCCUUGGUGGGCCUUCAAUUUAUGUGGAAAUUGAUGCCUGAAACCCCUGGAUCACCGCAUAACCUUGUGCACGUUCCUUUGAAGGACUCUCCAUUAAGCGAUUGUGGUGGCUUGUGUGGCGACUUGGAUAUCCCAGUAAAGCUUGAAGAAAGUGGUGUAUUCUCGGAUUUGUAUGUGGUGAAAGGCACUGAAAUCGGCCAUGAGAUUGUAUCUGUUAAUUUGCUAGAACCAUCAUUGGAGCACUUGGCAGACAAGAUUGUUUUGACAGUUGCAGAAGCAAUGUCUCUAGAUCCUCCAUCACCUGUAUAUGUCCUCGUCGGUGCUGUUGUCCAUUAUACUGUUAAAGUUAUCCGUAGUAAUACUCCAGAAGUUGUAAGUUUGCCAUCCCCAUUUCAUCAGUGGUCUGUUUUGAACUCUUCAGUUGCUCAAGUGGACAGAGCAUUGGGUACAGUUCAAGCAUUGAACUUGGGGGCAACAACAAUUGUUGUUGAAGACACUAGGGUUGUUGGACACAUGCAGAUAUCAUCUCUUCAUGUUGUCUUGCCUGAUAAUUUAUUAUUAUUUCUGUCACCUCUUUCUCCUUCUGGUGGUCAUAUUGAGGGUGUCAAGCCUAUUUCCUCUGUAUCACGCUGGUAUGUUGUGGCUGGGCGACUGUAUCUUGUUCAUGUUAAGGUUUUUUUGCCAGGACCUGGUGCAGAAGAAAUUUUUAUAACAGAAAGUGAUGAGAUAGAGCUGCACGACAAUCAGGAUGAAUUCUGGAAUAUGCUCCCAGUUUCAGAAGGUCUUACAACUAAGAAGAAUUAUAGACUUCUAAGUGCGAAUUCAUAUGGAUUGGGAAAGCUUACAGCAACUUUAGCUUACAGCACAGGUCAUGAUGUAAGGAAAGAAGUUGUCAAGGUUGUUCAAGAAGUUAUGGUAUGUGACCAAGUUAAAUUCAUUAUGGAAGGAGACAGUAGUAUUUCUCACAGAGUUCUCCUCCCAUGGGUCCCUGGUGUCUAUCAGGAGCUGGAGCUUAAAGCAAGUGGAGGUUGCGCAAUGUCCUCCAGUGACUAUAAGUGGUUUUCUUCGGACAUGACUGUUGCUUCUGUAUCUGUCUCUGGUAUUGUUCAGGCAAAAAGGCCUGGAAAAACAACUAUUACAGCAGUGUCCAUCUUUGACUCAUUGAAUUAUGAUGAGAUGGUUGUUGAAGUUUCUACCCCCUCAUCGAUGGUCAUGCUGCCUAACUUUCCCGUGGAGACGCCUGUUGGGACACAUCUUCAAGCUUCUUUAACAUUGAAAGCGUCGAGUGGUGCCUAUUUCUACGCAUGUGAUGCUGUCAGGUCCUCUAUAAGAUGGAAAACCGAGAGCGACUCUUUCUUAAUUGUAAACUCAACUGACGAAGUUUUUGCUUCAGACAAGCAAGAAGCCGUGCAUUCCUCAUCUUUUGGUCCUCCAUGUGCAUGGACCCACAUAUAUGCUUCAAGUACUGGUAGAACUGUGGUGCAUGCAACAUUGACUAGAGAAAGUCAACAGUAUGACCAUUUCAGUAGUGGAUCUAUUGUUUUGAAAGCGUCCUUGUCCAUUGCUGCCUAUUCACCACUUAUUGUGCAUCAGGCAAGUGAUGGGAACCAGUUUGGUGGCUAUUGGUUUGAUUUGGCACGUACAGAAUCUCAGCAUCAGCUGAACAAUUUAGAUCAUUUAUAUCUUGCGCCAGGCACUCAUUUGGACAUAAUGCUUCAUGGUGGACCAGAAAGGUGGGGCAAAGAUGUUGAAUUUAUUGAAACUGUGGAAGUAUUGGAUGAACAGAUUUCUUAUGUGAAAGAUGGAAUUUUCAUCCAUCAAAUGUCCACCAACUAUGGUAAUCCAUACAGAAUAGGAUGCAAAAGCUUGGGAACCUUUAAACUUAUUUUCAGACGUGGAAACUUAAUUGGGGAAGACCAUAAUUUGCCUGCUGUGUCUGAGGUGCAAUUAUUAAUUAUGUGUAGCUUUCCAUCUUCAAUUGUGAUAAUAGUUGAUGAAGCUUUGAAUACUCCUUCAGUUAUACAGUUGGCAGCUCGGGCUGAUCGCACACCUGGAGGAAUUCGUACCUCUCCAGUCACAGUAGCCAAUGGACGCAGAAUAAGAAUGUCAGCUGUUGGUCUGAGUGAUUCUGGGAAAGCUUUUGCAAAUUCAUCUUCUCUCAGUUUAAAAUGGGAACUAACUGAAUGUGAAGGGUUGGCUCUUUUGGACGAUGCUUACAAUUCAGCAGUAUAUUCCAGUUGGGAAAGAUUUUUGAUUUUGCAAAAUAGAUCUGGUGUGUGCAUUGUGCGAUCCACUGUUAUUGGUCUUAUUGAUUCUCUUAGCCAUUCUGAUUUUGCCACAAUGUUUGAAGCUUCUACAAAUUUUCUUGUCGAUGCUAUCCAGCUGCAGCUUGUUUCUUCUAUUAGAGUCAGUCCUGAAUUCAGCUUGUUGUUUUUCAGUCCGGAAACUAGGUUGAAUAUUUCUAUAACCGGAGGGAGCUGUUUCUUUGACACGCUGGUAAAUGAUACUCAAAUUGUCGAAGUAACACAACAACUACCUGCUUAUGAGUGUUCACAACUAGUGUUGGCUCCUAAAAGCCUGGGGUCAGCACUUGUGACAAUUCAAGAUAUCGGGCUUGUUCCUCCUCUGGCUGCAUCUUCUACAGUCCAAGUUGCAGAGAUGGACUGGAUUAAGAUUUUAGCAGGAGAACGCAUAAGCAUUGAGGAGGGGAGUAUUCAGUCUAUAAACUUUUUGGUUGGGGUUGCUGAUGGCCGUAUUUUUGACCCUUCUCAGUACAUUUACAUGAGGAUUCGUGUUCAUAUUGCAGAAAGUAUAGUUGAGGUUGUGGAGAAUUAUGAUUUUCCAAUACCAACUGAUGGUUUUGUGCAGGCGCCAAAUUUCACAUUACAAGCUAGACGUCUUGGGGUUACAAACAUAUAUCUUAGUGCUAUCCAACAUUCUGGGAUUGAAAUAAUGAGUCAGAUAGUUAGUGUGGAAGUAUACGCCCCACCAAGAAUACAUCCCAGUAAUAUAUUCCUUGUACCAGGAGCAUCAUAUAUGCUCACAGUAAGAGGAGGCCCUGAAAUUGCUUCACGUGUUCAGUAUGCCAGUAUGGAUGAUCAGACUGUUAACAUUCACAAGUUCUCAGGACGUGUCUUGGCAAUUUCGCCAGGAAACAGUACCCUAGUCGCCACAAUAUAUGGUGAUGGUGAUAUCUUGCUUUGUCGAGCAUAUGGCAAAGUUAGCGUAGGGAUUCCUUCAUCAGCUGUUUUAAAUGCUCAAAGUGAACAGCUUGCUGUUGGCCGCAGGAUGCCAAUACACCCUUCUUUGUCCGAUGGGAAUUUGUUUUCCUUCUAUCAGCUCUGUAACAAUUUUAAGUGGGCUGUGGAGGACAAAGGUGUAUUGGAUUUUCAGGAGGCAAACCAUGCACAUAUUGUAGGGCAUAGCGCUGUGAAAACAUAUCAAACUGACUCCUUGGAUGGGCAAGACCUUAAUUUUAUUCAAGUUCUGCAUGGAAUAUCUGCCGGCAAGACGAAUAUUGCAGUUUCAUUCUCUUGUGAUUACAAAUUGUCUAAUUCAUUCUCGAAGUCAAUGUUCUAUAGUGCAUCUAUGUCAUUGUGGGUGGUCCCGGAUCUUCCACUUGCUCUUGGAUCACCAAUUACUUGGAUCCUCCCUCCUCAUUAUACCUCAUCAGAUCUAUUACCUUCAUCUUCACAUGUCUACAGUAAAGGGGAUUCAUUGAGUGACAAAGGUAUCACUUAUUCAUUGUUAACACAGUCCAAGAGGAAGAAUGAUGAGAUGGGAGAUGAUGAUAUAUAUAUUGAUGGGGCUAAAAUUAUAACUAAGGAGUUGGGCAAUCUUGCAUGCAUUCACGCAAAAGACAGGUCAACUGGGAGGACUGAAGUUGCAUCUUGUGUUAGGGCUGCGGAGGUGGCUCAAAUCAGAAUAAUGGCAGAUGAGUUUCCAGUUCUCAUGCUGGCUGUAGGAGCUGAACUCGAUCUUCAAACCAAAUACCAUGAUUCUCUUGGAAAUCCUUUUCACGAGGCUCAUAACAUUACGCUGUUUGAAGUGGAAACUAACUAUCCUGAUAUUGUGUCAAUUGACAAAGGUGAUGGUCAUGGAAACAUCCAUCUUUGGGCAAAAAGCCAGGGAAUGGCUCUGGUUCAAAUAGCUUUUGUAAGUAAUCCUCAGAAAUCAGUCUAUGCGGUGAUUUGUGUUGGUCCUCAGCUGUAUCCCCAGAAUCCCGUCAUCCACAAAGGAAGUGGUCUUAACUUCAACAUAAAAGGACUGAGUGAUUCUGCAUCAGGCCAGUGGUUCAGUGCCAACGAAAGUAUUCUGCUUGUUGAGAGGCUAUCUGGAAAAGCUGAAGCUAUAGGAGAAGGUACCACCCUUGUUCGCUUUGAGAGUUCAACUUCUAAGCUUCAUACUACAGUUACUGUAUUGAAAGGGAAUGUCGUGUCCGUUGAUGCUCCCAGGGAGAUACUCACAAAUGUGCCAUUUCCAGCGAAAGGAUAUGCUUUCUCUGUAAAAUUCAGUGAUGCUCACAACCAUCCACAUGAAGCUUCCGGGACCAACAUGCUAUUCUUGUUUGACUGUGAAGUUGAUCCACCUAACAUUGGUUUUGUUAAACCCUGGAAGGAUCUUGACACUGGUAAUUCAUAUUGCUUGUUCUUCCCCUACUCUCCGGAGCAUUUGGCACGUUCAGCUCCCAAUUCGGGUGAUACUCUUCAGCAGGUUUCUGUUUCUGUUAGGGCUUCACUUAGAGGAGACCAUCACAUUUCUGGUUCUGCAUCUGCGCUCUUCAUUGGAGGAUUUACUAUUCUUGGAAUGGACAAAAAAUUGUUGCGUCUGAAUCUAACACGAGACUCCAGCGAGAGUGUUGUAACAAUAAUUGGGAAUAGAGAUGUUGAAGUUAACUGGCAUGAUAAGAAUCGCCUGUCUGUCAGGCCCAUCCAUGGUGCAGAUCCUGCAGUCGGAAAAUAUGUUCAAUACGAGGUCAAAGUUCGUGGAGCUGAGAGAUUCCAAGAUGAACUUACCUUCUCACUACCAGCCACAGGUCAGAGUGUUGGAAUUAAUAUUAGCUAUGUCCCUGAGGAGAGCAAAGCAGUAGCAAAACCAGCAAAUGUGACUGUAUGGGCUGGUGCAUCUGGUCUUCUCAUUCUGUUGAUAUUGACAGUGACUUUCAUCAUAUGUUACCUUGAUAGACCAGAUAGAUCUGGACCACCUGUUGCUUCCAGCAGUCCAAGUAUUGCAGCACCUGCGACUCCUGAGCGCAGUAGUCCUGCUAUUAUAAAUGACCAGUCUCCUCGGACACCACAGCCAUUCAUAGACUACGUUAGAAGGACUAUAGAUGAAACUCCGUAUUACAGGCAAGACUUUAGGAGGAGGGCUAAUCCACAAAAUACAUUCUAGCUUAAUGGUCAAGAUUUUACUGUCUACUAUGGGUCGCAUUGUCUUCAAAGUGAAUUUAACUUGAAAGUUGAAGAAUUAUGUCGAGAAAUCUGUCCAUACUGCAUAGACAUCUAAUGUAUCAUUUGUGUAAUUCAGGUUCUGUUUGGUAGGAAAUUACAGUGUACUAGGGAUGAAGUCUUAUUGUAGUUAUGGUGGAUAAACUGCAUUAAGUGGCUCUGGGAAGUUGUUGGCUACAUUGUAUCAAUGUGUUAAGCUUGGGAUA